Neomonachus schauinslandi (Hawaiian monk seal) is the source of this 1014-nucleotide messenger RNA. Its product is annotated as ADP/ATP translocase 2-like. Gene Ontology annotation, biological process: mitochondrial ATP transmembrane transport; mitochondrial ADP transmembrane transport. Gene Ontology annotation, molecular function: ATP:ADP antiporter activity. Gene Ontology annotation, cellular component: mitochondrial inner membrane. The record is from RefSeq and is a predicted model, not a curated record. NCBI's taxonomy places the organism in Eukaryota, Metazoa, Chordata, Mammalia, Carnivora, Phocidae.
AUGGAGAUGGCGGUAGCGCCCAUCGAGCGGGUCAAGCUGCUGCUGCAGGUGCAGCAUGCCAGCAAGCAAAUCACUGCAGAUGAGCAAUACAAGGGCAUUAUAGACUGUGUGGUUCGCAUCCCCAAGGAGCAGGGAGUCCCGUCCUUCUGGCGCGGUAACCUGGCCAAUGUCAUCAGACACUUCCCCACCCAGGCUCUCAACUUUGCCUUCAAAGAUAAAGACAAGCAGAUCUCCCUGGGUGGCGUGGACAAGAGAAUCCAGUUUGGGCGCUACUUUGCCGGGAAUCUGGCGUCGGGUGAUGCCGCUGGGGCCACGUCCUGGUGUUUUGUGUAUCCUCUUGAUUUUGCCCAUACCCGGCUAGCAGCCGAUGUGGGCAAAGCUGGAGCUGAAAGGGAAUUCGGAGGCCUCAGUGACUGCUUGGUUAAGGUCUACAAAUCUGAUGGGAUUAAGGGCCUCUACCAAGGCUUUAAUGUGUCUGUGCAGGGCAUUAUCAUCUACCGAGCUGCCUGCUUCGGUAUCUAUGACACCGCAAAGGGGAUGCUUCCAGAUCCCAAGAAUACUCACAUCUUCAUCAGCUGGAUGAUCGCACAAUCCGUCACAGUGGUUGCCGGGUUGACUUCCUACUCGUCUGACACUAUUCGCCACCAAAAGAUGAUGCAGUCAGGGCGCAAAGGGACUGACAUCAUGUACUGGGCACAGAAGGGCACAGUAGACGGCUGGAUGAAGAUGGCUCGUGAUGAAGGAGCCAGAGUGUUUUUCAAGGGGCCGUGGUAUAAUUGGCGGCUUGUGGCUGAUGGCUCCCGCUUUGGACUGCGCCAGUCUGGGCCAUGCGGAUGCAGUGAUGUCGGGACAUCCCGGUCCCGUCUCAGGGAGCGCAUACUCAAGCCGGAGGUGGUCCCCUCAGGAGGCCUGGCAGCGAGGAUGAGAAGCCGGCGCUCUCCUUGGUGGACCCCGGGGGCUGCUCCCCGGCUCCCGCAGAACGAGCUCACCAGUGACCCGCAGGGCGCCGUGUGA